GGCACCCUUCGGCGAGCGCUGUUUGUUUAGGGCUCGGUGAGUCCAAUCAGGAGCGCAGGCUGCAGUUUUCCGGCAGAGCAGUAAGAGGCGCCUCCUCUCUCCUUUUUAUUCACCAGCAGCGCAGCAGACCCCGGACUCGCGCUCGCCUUGCCUGCGCCCUCGGCUUCUCUCCGCGCUCGAGAGCACCCUCCGCCGCGGCCGUUCUCCAUGCGCGGCUCCCACCCGAGCAGCUAGAAGUCAGCUUGCAGCGGCGCCGGACCGUGGAUGGCCUUGACUGACGGCGGCUGGUGCCUGCCGAAGCGCUUCGGGGCCGCGGCUGCGGACGCCAGCGACUCCGGAGCCUUUACCGCACGGGAACUCUCUACGCCGCCUUCCCCCAUCUCCUCCUCUUCCUCCUCCUGCUGCUCUCGGGGUGGGGAACGCGGCCCCAGCGGCGCCAGCAGCUGCAGGACGCCACAGCUCGAAACGGAGACGGCGGCGGGACCCCCGGCCCGAUCGCUGCUGCUUAGCCCCUACGCCUCGCAUCCCUUUGGGGCCCCCCACGGACCUUCGGCGCCCGGGGUCGCUGGCCCCGGGAGCGCCCUGUCGAGCUGGGAGGACCUACUGCUCUUCACUGACCUCGACCAGGCCGCGACCGCCAGCAAGCUGCUGUGGUCCAGCCGCGGCGCCAAGCUGAGUCCGUUCGCACCCGAGCAGCCGGAGGAGAUGUACCAGACCCUCGCCGCCCUCUCCAGCCAGGGGCCGGCCGCUUACGACGGCGCCCCCGGGGGCCACGCAGCGGCCGGCGGCGGGGGUGCGGGCGGCGUGAGCGGUGGCGGCGGCAGUAGCUUGGCGGCCAUGGGCAGCCGCGAGCACCAGUAUAGCUCGCUGUCCGCCGCGCGGCCGCUGAACGGGACAUACCACCACCAUCACCACCACCACCCGAAUCCCUAUUCGCCCUACGUGGGUGCGCCGCUGACGCCUGCCUGGCCUGCCGGACCCUUCGAGACCCCGGUGCUGCACAGCCUGCAGACUCGCGCCGGAGCCCCUCUCCCGGUGCCGCGGGGCCCCAGCGCAGACCUGCUGGAGGACAUGACCGAAAGUCGCGAGUGCGUGAACUGCGGCUCCAUCCAGACGCCGCUCUGGCGGCGGGACGGCACCGGCCACUACUUGUGCAACGCCUGCGGUCUCUACAGCAAGAUGAACGGCCUCAGCCGGCCCCUCAUCAAGCCGCAGAAGCGAGUGCCUUCCUCCCGGCGGCUUGGAUUGUCCUGUGCCAACUGUCGCACCACAACCACCACUUUGUGGCGCAGAAACGCUGAGGGUGAACCUGUGUGCAAUGCUUGUGGACUCUACAUGAAACUCCAUGGGGUGCCUCGACCGCUUGCUAUGAAAAAAGAGGGAAUUCAAACCAGGAAACGAAAACCUAAGAACAUAAAUAAGUCAAAGGCUUGCUCUGGUAAUAGCAAUAAUUCUGUUCCUAUGACUCCAACUUCCACCUCUUCUAACUCAGAUGAUUGCAGCAAAAAUACUUCUCCUACAACACAACCUACAGCCUCAGGGGCGGGUGCCCCGGUGAUGUCUGGCGCAGGAGAAAGCACUAACCCAGAGAACAGCGAGCUCAAGUACUCAGGUCAAGAUGGGCUGUAUAUAGGUGUCAGCCUGGCCUCGCCAGCCGAAGUCACGUCCUCUUCGGUGAGACAGGAUUCAUGGUGCGCACUAGCCCUGGCCUGAGCCCGCUGCUGGGAGCGGGAGGGCCCUCGGGACCUACAGUGAUUCUGUCACCCCGUCCAAACUAGGGUGAAUAUGCUGACAGAACAUUCCUCUGAUGCAUAAUUUCCGUGCCUUUAUUUUGAAAGAGAUGCAU
This is a messenger RNA of Pteropus alecto (black flying fox), 1846 nucleotides long. It is a transcript of the gene GATA6, whose product is annotated as GATA binding protein 6. The record is from RefSeq and is a predicted model, not a curated record. NCBI's taxonomy places the organism in Eukaryota, Metazoa, Chordata, Mammalia, Chiroptera, Pteropodidae. The transcript has 8 exons. Gene Ontology annotation, molecular function: RNA polymerase II cis-regulatory region sequence-specific DNA binding; DNA-binding transcription factor activity, RNA polymerase II-specific; zinc ion binding. Gene Ontology annotation, biological process: negative regulation of transcription by RNA polymerase II; epithelial cell differentiation; cell fate commitment. Bases 265 to 1713 code for a protein of 482 amino acids. Gene Ontology annotation, cellular component: nucleus.